Emericellopsis atlantica is the source of this 333-nucleotide messenger RNA. Its product is annotated as ubiquitin-related modifier 1. Lineage: Eukaryota; Fungi; Ascomycota; Sordariomycetes; Hypocreales; Bionectriaceae. The coding region runs from base 1 to 333 and encodes 110 amino acids. The transcript is spliced from 3 exons. Gene Ontology annotation, biological process: tRNA thio-modification; protein urmylation. Gene Ontology annotation, cellular component: nucleus; cytoplasm. Gene Ontology annotation, molecular function: protein tag activity. The record is from RefSeq and is a predicted model, not a curated record.
AUGGGCGAAGCGAUGACUUCAGCCGCUAUCCCCGUCGUGGUGGAAUUCUCUGGCGGUCUGGAAAUGCUCUUCGCCGACAAGCAGCGUCUCACCCUGAAUGUCCCAGCCACAGACAAGGACAACAAGCCCGCCACCAUCGCCUACCUGGUAGACUACCUCUGUGAAGAGGAGAUGGGGGACGCACGCAAGGACCUGUUUGUCCUAGACGGACACCUUCGACCGGGGAUCCUCGUCCUCAUCAACGACGCAGACUGGGAGCUCGAAGGCGAGGAGGCCUACGAGCUGCAGUCGGGCGACAACGUGCUCUUUGUUUCCACGCUCCAUGGAGGCUAG